Hydra vulgaris (swiftwater hydra) is the source of this 738-nucleotide messenger RNA. RefSeq lists its product as uncharacterized. The record is from RefSeq and is a predicted model, not a curated record. Gene Ontology annotation, molecular function: nucleic acid binding. Lineage: Eukaryota; Metazoa; Cnidaria; Hydrozoa; Anthoathecata; Hydridae. Gene Ontology annotation, biological process: DNA integration.
AUGUCUCGUAAUCAGUACAAAAAAGCUGCACACAAUGGAUUAGGCAUAUCAACUGAAUCAAAGGCUAUUGGUGGACAUGUUGGGAGAGAUAAAACAAUAUGGAUAUUGAUUGAUUCAGGAUGUUGGUGGCCGAAUAUGAAUAAAGAUGUCCGAAAUUAUGUUGCCACUUUUGAAUCUUAUCAAAAAUCAAAUUCAAAAAUGAAAAAAGUUGGUGUUGACCUCUGUAGUCUUCCUAAAAAUCCAGAAGGUUAUGUUGGAAUUUGUGUAGUUGUUGAUUACUUUUCAAAAUGGAUUGAAGCAAAGCCUAUUUAUAAUAAAAGUGCUGAAGAGGUAUCCAGAUUUCUUUAUGAACUUAUAUGUCGACAUGGUUGUGCCUCAAUUCAAAUUAAUGAUCAAGGUCGGGAAUUUUGUUACAAAGUUUUUGAAAAUUUUCUAAGUUUUACUGGAACCUGUAAUUUUAUUACUUUGGCUUACCAUCCUCAAGCUUAUGGUCUGGUUGAAAAAGCUAUUAGAAUUAUACAGUGUUCUAUGCUUAAAGUGCUGAACGGAGAGCUAAAAAUGGCCUCAUUCACUAGAUGGCAUACUGUUUGCAUUCGAACAACUUGCCACAAGUCAACUGUUGUCACUCCCUUUCAAGUUAUGUAUACAAGAGAGCCAGUUUUAUCCUUACAAUGCAUAAAUAAUAAUCAUGUACCUGUUGAUUUAGACAUAGAAGCAGGGUAUUUUGGAACAGGCUGA